CGUAAGGAGGCGGGUAUUGGCUGAACGUGGAGGGAGGUGGCGCGCGCUGCGGAACGCGGCGGCCCUGGAGAAGGCGACAUGGCUGACGAGAUCCGCAAAGCUCAAGCGGCUCAGCCGGGCGGAGAUACCAUUUUCGGGAAAAUUAUUCGCAAAGAGAUCCCGGCCAAGAUCAUCUUCGAGGACGAUAAGUGCCUUGCGUUCCAUGACAUUUCUCCACAAGCACCAACACACUUCCUAGUGGUCCCCAAGAAGCCUAUUGCACAGUUAUCUCAAGUGGAAGAUUCUGAUGAAGCUCUUCUUGGACACUUAAUGAUUGUGGGCAAGAAAUGUGCAGCUGAAUUGGACCUGAGCAGGGGAUACCGAAUGGUAGUGAAUGAAGGGCCAGAUGGCGGCCAGUCUGUCUACCACGUACACCUCCAUGUUCUUGGUGGCCGUCAGCUGGGUUGGCCUCCAGGUUAAGAACUAGGUGGAGAAAAAGAAUUGCCCUCAAACCAUGUCUCGAGUAGUCAACAAAUGUAAAAAAUAAAAUAAAAUCCAACCACUAUCGAUCAUUUCAGCCACUUAACCUUUCUGGUGGAGCACAAUAAAAGUUUGUGCAAGCAUUGUUCAAUAAAGUUACAAGAAUGUUG
Messenger RNA from Hemicordylus capensis (graceful crag lizard), 629 nucleotides. RefSeq names its product histidine triad nucleotide binding protein 1 (gene HINT1). The record is from RefSeq and is a predicted model, not a curated record. Lineage: Eukaryota; Metazoa; Chordata; Lepidosauria; Squamata; Cordylidae. Gene Ontology annotation, cellular component: nucleus; cytoplasm. Gene Ontology annotation, biological process: purine ribonucleotide catabolic process. Bases 79 to 459 code for a protein of 126 amino acids. Gene Ontology annotation, molecular function: hydrolase activity. The transcript has 3 exons.